AUGCCAAGACUAGCAAUUGGUCGAGGACGUGGACGAGGCCGUGGUCAAGGCCAGGGAGUUGAUCCAUUUGAUUAUAAUAUGAUGAAGGAAGAAAUAUUGAAUGAAAUCCGAGUGAUGAUGGGCCAGAACAAUAUUCUACAUGAAGAAGAAGACGAAGAAGAAGGGGAUAGUACCAUCGAAGAAGAAAGGGAGAAUACCAACCCUUUUGGUAGAAGACGCCGUGAAGGUAGGAUAAUCCGACGUGACGAUUCUGAGCACUGGAAGGCCGGAAUAAAAGUGGAGGUUCCAGAAUUUUAUGGUGGUUUAGAAUCGGAAGAGUUUCUUUCGUGGUUGAAUACAGUUGAGGAAGUAUUGGAAUUUAAGGAGGUACCAGAUAACAAACAAGUUCAGCUGGUAGCAACUAUGUUUCGGGGAAGAGCUAAUUCGUGGUGGCACAAACUACAACGCUCUCGUAAAGGGAAGCAGAAGCUAGUUUCAUGGGAGAAGAUGAAGAAACAUAUGAGAGCAGAAUAUUUACCACACAACUAUAUCAGCUUGAUGUACCAGCAGCUACAAAACCUACGCAAGGGAACACGUUCUAUAGACGAGUACACGAAGGAAUUUUAUCGAUUACUUUCUCUUAACGAUUUGUCGGAGUCAGAUGAGCAAAGAGUCGCACGUUAUGUAGGUGGCCUCCCUCAGCAAUAUCAGGAUACACUUAAUAUGUUUGACUGUUGUUCUAUUUCGGAUGCACAUCACAGGGCAAGGCAGGUAGAGAAACAAUUGGGGCGUAGAAGUUCAAACUGGGGUAACAAUGUAGCAUCUUCCCAAGGAAGUAAUCGUAGUACAUCAACAAGUAGUACUAUUAAUAAACCUAAUUCGGUGUCGACACCAAAUAAAACUCCAGGAAGCUAUUUUGGAGGCAAGUGUAAUAAGUGCGGUGAGACUGGGAACAAAGCCACUGACUGUCACAAAGUAGAACGUGUGAACAAGGCUCUUUUCAAUGAGAACGACCGUGAAGUAGAUGAAUGGGUACCUGAAUAUGAAGAGGAUCCUGAGGAUGAUGCUGAACCUAAUGAAGAAGUAGUUACAGGAGAUACAGGAGUGAACUUUGUAGUAAGAAGAAGUUUUCUCACUCCAUGUAAAGAUGAGGGCGACAACUGGUUACGUAAUAAUAUAUUCCAGUCGACAUGCACGAUCGAAGGAAAAGUUUUUCGUCUAGUUAUUGAUCCUGGAAGUUGCGAGAAUAUUAUUGACGAAGAGGUCGUGAAACGGUUCAGGCUAGAAACCAAGGCUCAUCCGCAUCCAUAUAAACUUUCUUGGCUUAAGAAAGGGAAUGAGGUAACAGUAAACAAACGUUGCUUGGUUUCUUUUUCGAUUGGUAACAAAUAUAAAGAUAAAAUAUGGUGUGACAUUACUAGUAUGGAUGCUUGUCACUUGUUGUUGGGUCGUCCAUGGGAGUUUGACAGGAAAAUUAGUCAUGACGGGCAUAAAAAUACCUACAGCUUUUUAUGGAAUGAAGUACGUAUAGUACUUGUACCCAGCAAAGACUUAGCAUAUAAACCAUCCACUGGACAAACUACCAAUCUCUUGACGCUUAAGCAGUUUGAAGAUGAAGUUGAAGAUGCAGGAGAACUGUAUGUGUUGAUCAGCAAAGACCAACAACCGGAUGAAAGUAGUAUCCCUAUUGCCGUUCAACCUUUAAUUAAGGAAUUUAUUGAUGUUUUCCCUAAUGAGUUGCCGGACGAACUACCACCUCUACGGGAUAUACAACACCAUAUUGAUCUCGUUCCUGGAUCAAGCCUGCCAAAUAAAGCGCAUUAUCGAAUGAGUCCUAAGGAGCAUGAAGAACUUCGUCGUCAAGUGCAAGAGUUGUUACAGAAAGGUUUAAUCCGACAGAGCCUAAGUCCUUGUGUAGUACCAGCCUUGCUGAUUCCAAAGAAAGAUGGAACGUGGAGAAUGUGUGUUGACAGUCGAGCCAUCAACAAAAUCACAGUAAAAAACCAUUUUCCAAUUCCUAGAUUGGAUGACUUGUUAGAUCAGUUGUGUGGAGCGAAGGUGUUUAGAAAACUCGAUUUGAAGAGUGGGUACCAUCAGAUCAGAAUUCGAGAAGGUGAUGAGUGGAAGAAAGCUUUUAAAACGCGAGAAGGGUUGUAUGAAUGGAUGGUUAUGCCGUUUGGAUUGUCGAAUGCGCCUAGUACAUUCAUGCGUAUAAUGAAUCAAAUUCUCAGGCCCUUUAUCGGUACUUUUGUGGUCGUUUACUUCGAUGAUAUUCUUAUCUAUAGCGUUGAUAUGAAUUUACAUGUUCAACAUCUUCGAAAAGUGCUUUCAACUCUGCAUCGGGAAAAGUUGUUUGCAGCCAUAAAGAAGUGUUCAUUCAUGACUGACCGAGUUGUAUUUAUCGCUAUGUCGUAA
Molecule: messenger RNA, 2394 nt
Organism: Papaver somniferum (opium poppy)
Lineage: Eukaryota; Viridiplantae; Streptophyta; Magnoliopsida; Ranunculales; Papaveraceae
Exons: 1
Coding region: 1-2394 (797 amino acids)
Source: RefSeq, a predicted model, not a curated record